Homarus americanus (American lobster) is the source of this 400-nucleotide messenger RNA. Its product is annotated as small integral membrane protein 20-like. The record is from RefSeq and is a predicted model, not a curated record. The transcript is spliced from 4 exons. Gene Ontology annotation, cellular component: mitochondrial inner membrane. Gene Ontology annotation, biological process: mitochondrial respiratory chain complex IV assembly. Lineage: Eukaryota; Metazoa; Arthropoda; Malacostraca; Decapoda; Nephropidae. The coding region runs from base 92 to 304 and encodes 70 amino acids.
CUUAUUAAUUAUUAUUAUUAAAUGACUUAGAGGUUAAGUAAACCCCCCCCCCAUAGCAUUCAUUAGUGACACCAAGACCAUCAGUGAGGUGAUGACAAUUUUACGUGGUUGGCGAUAUGGGGUCUUCGUUGGGGGUUUGGUGGGGUUCAUCAGUGCUGCCCUCUAUCCCAUCGUUAUUUACCCAAUGAUGAAUGUUGAUAACUACAAGAAAAUUCAAGCAGUAACCAGGAAAGGGAUCAACCAAGAGGACGUCCAGCCAGGAAAUAUGAAAGUUUGGUCUGAUCCAUUUGGAAGAAAAUCUUAGUACAGUACUUAAUUAACUUUUAGAUACUGUAUAAAUAUAGGUAACAUGUACAGUAACUGGAAUUGUAUAUUGUUUUAAAUAAAAUUGUUUCUUUUU